Pomacea canaliculata is the source of this 1655-nucleotide messenger RNA. RefSeq lists its product as uncharacterized. NCBI's taxonomy places the organism in Eukaryota, Metazoa, Mollusca, Gastropoda, Architaenioglossa, Ampullariidae. Gene Ontology annotation, cellular component: mitochondrion; cytosol. Bases 367 to 1158 code for a protein of 263 amino acids. The record is from RefSeq and is a predicted model, not a curated record. The transcript is spliced from 2 exons. Gene Ontology annotation, molecular function: heat shock protein binding.
UUUUGUUUUUUUUUGUUUUGUUUUGUUUUUAGUUAGGUAGCCCUCGAGAGUAAGUCUUAUUUUUUGUUCUCUUUUCCUGCUGUGCCUCACCCCAGACAUUCUGGGUCGUUUCUUCGCCUUCCUCAUCCCGCUGAGCUCUGGCAGGGGGAAGGGAUAAAAGUUUUUUUUAUUUUUUUUUUUCCUUCAUCAUCUCGUUAUUGCGAGGGUUUCUCGCCGGUUGUUUCCAGACGCUCUGCCACGCGCUGUACACGUGUACAGUCAGUACACCGUCCCUGGCCUGUGUAAGGCGCAACACCUGGAGCGUCAGCAGCGGGACUGUCUUCCCCCGUGAGUCUACUGGAAGACAUCGACAAACCAGGUGUCACCAUGGCUUAUUUAGCUGGAAUGUCAGCCGGGGACGCAGCCUUCGCUGCUGGAGAUCCUCACACUGCCAUCGCUCUGUACACCCAAGAGCUGGCGGACUGGAGCAAUGGCAAUAAAGCUGACGGGCUCGCAGACACUUACAGAAAGCGAGCUCAGUGCUACUAUCAACUACACGACUACAAGGCCUCACUACGAGACACUGCCCUCUCUCUCGCUCGGGAAAAAAGCAGCGUCCCCACUUUGGUUCUGAAGGCCCAGGGUCUGGUGGCCUGCAAGCGCUUUCAUGAAGCUUACGGCGUCUUCAGGCAGGCCCUGGACCUGGAACCUAACAACCAGCUCAUCGCCAAAGGAUUACAACAGAUGAGGAAGGAGAUAGAAGUCGAGAAUCAUUCUUCCCAGCGGGAAGACAACACCUCCGGAUUGACUGAUGUCACCAGCCUCCAUCCCAUAACUCCCUUGCCUGGAGACCGGUCCCUGAAGCUUGCAGAACAGGAGCUGAUGACCAGUUGGGAGCUGGACCAGCCAGACAUCACAAAGCGUGUCGGUUGUGACCAAGACGCGGCUGAGGGAGUGUCACAGGAUCGUAGCAAAAUACACGCGGGUGGAGGAAAGGUGGAGGGGUGGAUGCAGAGGGCUGCUGUCCUCUCCGCCAAGGGUGACCUGCGAGAUGCGUUCAGAUGCUGCGUGGCUGUCGAUGAAGCGGAUCGCACAUUGGACAUUUGGAAAAUGGGAGGUGAGUGUCAACUUUCUGUGCCGUUGAGGCUUCACGUGCAUGAACAUGCGGCAUACAUGUAAUCCAUAAACCUAGUCUUCACCUUUAGUGUCUUCAUCAUUGACAUCGUCGUCAACACAUCGUCGUAACCUGAUAGCUGGAGGAAGAAAGAUUCAUUCGCUGCAUUGGAAUUAAUUGACAAUUAUCUGCAGUUUACCAACGAAAACAAGGGACAUAACCUUUCAGAUUUUAGUCUAGGCUUGUGGAGUAGUUACUUCCCUUGCCAGGGUCUGCCUACAUAUACUUCUAACCCUGCGCUGGAGUAGUGAUAUCUCGUAGGUCUGAAUAAAGAGAACGAAAAUUUGUGAAAGAAAUAUCUUGCACUGAAUUUUGCCCAGUCAUUACAAGGAAACUUUGCACCCUUUAGUCAUUUAAGAGUCUUCUUAACCAGACAUAUUGUUGAAAACUUGUCACAGACUGCACGUGGUGUGGCUGACUAAGAAUGACACUAGGCAUCUAUUUGUCAAUCGCCAAACACAUUGUAACCUUUGUUCAUAAAAAUCGUUCCCGUCUUACCUUC